AUGGCAUCAAAAAACCCCCGUCACAAAGAUACGAAUCUCUUAAGGGGGGUGAACCCCAAAUUCCUAAGUAAUGUGCGCUUUACCAAGAGGCACAACAAGAAAGGCCUGAAGAAGAUGCAGGCAAAUAGCGCAAAGGCCAUGAGUGCGCGAGCAGACGCCAUCAAGGCCCUUAUGAAGCCUGCAGCCGUUAAGCCCAAGAUGCCAAAGGGCCCCAGCCACAAACUCAGCCGUCUGGCUUUCGUCGCUCACCCCAAGCUUGGGAAGCCGAUUCAAAGCUACAUGGCCAAGGGCCGUAGGCUCUGCCAACCAAAGCCCAAGAUCCAAACCAAGAUGGAGGCUCCAGCUCCAGCUAAGGCCAGGCUUCAACCUAGCUCAGGCUCUCAAAAGUGA
Molecule: messenger RNA, 390 nt
Organism: Psammomys obesus (fat sand rat)
Lineage: Eukaryota; Metazoa; Chordata; Mammalia; Rodentia; Muridae
Product: 60S ribosomal protein L29-like
Exons: 1
Coding region: 1-390 (129 amino acids)
Source: RefSeq, a predicted model, not a curated record